UCUUUCAGCCUGGGAGUCUUGCUCAUUGUAGGAGGGAGGGAGCUUUUGAAUAUACAGUAAGCAGCAUAAAAUGGAAAUACUCAGCACCUGAGGAAACCUACAGUACUUUGUCACUGGAUGUGAUCUUUAUUGUAAAAGAGCGCGCUACGGUUUUAUUUUGAAAACCACCGGAAGUCUUGUUUCUAUCUUGACCAUUGCGAGCCGCGAGGAGAAACCCCGACUGGUUUCUCUUCACCAGCAGGUUUUAACUUUCUUUUAAAUCUUAUAUCUAUAAUCAACCGGACUCGACACGGAGCCGUUUGGUUCUCACAGCGGACUUGCCAUGAGCGUCACGCGGCCAGAAACCUGAACAGUCGGGUCUGGACGAGGUGAAGAUGCCUCAUGGACCGCUCCAUCAGCACCAGAGCGCCAGUUCAGGGCAUCCCGAACGCCGAAUAACAAAGACAUGCCGAGGUUUAGCGUCAGGUGGAUGGUUGCGCUGGUGCUGAUUGUCGUGGUCGGCGGUGCUUUCAUUUUCUGCGAGUAUCUCAUCUACUUCCCGGCCAUCCUCAAGUGCGCCUGGCCGAAGAUCAGCCAUGCUCGGGGUGGUGAGGGCAUCGACGAUCGGCCAAUGGACUCAGCGGUCCGCGCUAUGGUGCUGUCGGACACCCACCUCCUGGGAGCCGUCGGGGGACACUGGUUCGACAAGCUGAGGAGGGAAUGGCAGAUGGAGAGGGCUUUCCAGACCGCUCUGUGGCUGCUCAGGCCCGAAAUAGUGUUUAUUCUCGGGGAUAUCUUCGACGAAGGCAAGUGGAGCAACCAGAAGCACUGGGAGGACGACGUGCGCCGCUUCCACAGGAUGUUCAGACACUCCACUGACAUAGAAUUGGUCGUACUGGUUGGAAACCAUGACAUCGGUUUCCAUUACGAGAUGGACUGGUUCAAGCUGCAGCGCUUUGAGAAAGUCUUCAACGCCUCCUCGACCAGGAUCGUCACCAGAAAGGGAGUCAAUUUCCUGCUGGUUAACAGUGUGGCCCUGCACGGUGAUGGAUGUCCCAUCUGUCAGUCGGUGGAAAAGGAGCUGACCAAACUUUCCAGAGACCUCAACUGUUCUCGUCAGAACACACAAUCCAGCAGCGGAGGGAUGGAUGGCUGUGAAGGCACGCAUCUCUACCCUCCCGCAGCCCCCAUCAUGUUACAGCACUAUCCUCUGUACAGGGUGAGCGACGCCGGCUGCACAGGCCUGGACGCUGCGCCGCCUGAAGAGCGACACCUUCUGUUCAGAGAGAAGUAUGACGUGUUGUCUAAGGAGGCGUCUCAGAAGCUGCUGCAGUGGUUUAAACCUCGCCUCAUCCUGAGUGGACACACGCACAGCGGAUGCGAGGUUCUCCAUGACAACAAGUACCCAGAAAUCAGCGUGCCGUCAUUCAGCUGGAGGAACAGAAACAACCCCAGCUUCAUCCUGGCGUCAGUAUCACCCAGCAGUUAUGCUCUGUCCAAGUGUUUCAUGCCAGAGGAGAGCACGGUGAUCGGUGUUUACUCCUCGGCCGGCGCCUGCCUGCUGCUGCUGUUCCUGGCUCACUGCCUGUGGAUGAAAGGCCUGCUGCAGUGCCUCAGCCUCUGCCUGCUGGGGAAGCACAAGUCUCUGUGAACUACAUUACCCAGAGUACAGCACGUCCCAGGACAGAGCCAUGGAGUGGAGUUCACUGGAGCUGGAAAAUACAGAGGGUGACAAAUGAAAGGAAAAACAAACAACAAGUGUCUCAGUGAGGUGCUAGGCCACCACGUGCCACCAGAACAG
Messenger RNA from Monopterus albus (swamp eel), 1780 nucleotides. It is a transcript of the gene mppe1, whose product is annotated as metallophosphoesterase 1. Gene Ontology annotation, cellular component: endoplasmic reticulum-Golgi intermediate compartment. Gene Ontology annotation, molecular function: phosphoric diester hydrolase activity. Gene Ontology annotation, biological process: GPI anchor biosynthetic process; endoplasmic reticulum to Golgi vesicle-mediated transport. The transcript has 9 exons. The coding region runs from base 446 to 1630 and encodes 394 amino acids. The record is from RefSeq and is a predicted model, not a curated record. NCBI's taxonomy places the organism in Eukaryota, Metazoa, Chordata, Actinopteri, Synbranchiformes, Synbranchidae.